AUGUUGUCCAGGAAAGGACUCAUUCCUGAGGAUUACCUGCUGACGCGUCUGGCUGAGGGGGUCGUCCAGCCCAAGUUCAUAGCGAAACCGGGGAAAGCUCGGUUCGUCGCCAAGAACGGCACCUGCAAUGUUGCGCACACCAACAUCCGAGAGCAGGGCCGCUUCCUGCAGGACGUCUUCACCACCCUGGUCGAUUUAAAAUGGCUCCACACGCUCGUCAUCUUCACCAUGUCCUUCCUGUGCAGCUGGCUCCUCUUCGGGAUGAUCUGGUGGCUCGUCGCCUUUGCGCACGGCGACUUGGACCAAAGGGGAAACGACUUUGUCCCGUGCGUAACGGGCAUCCACUCCUUCUCCUCCGCGUUCCUCUUCUCCAUAGAGGUGCAGGUGACCAUCGGCUUCGGCGCCCGGAUGAUCACGGAGGAGUGCGUCUCCGCCAUCAUCAUCCUGAUCGUGCAGAACAUCGUGGGCCUGGUCAUCAACGCCAUUAUGCUCGGCUGCAUCUUCAUGAAGACGGCGCAGGCCAACCGGCGCGCGGAGACGCUCAUCUUCAGCAAGCACGCGGUCAUCUCCGUGCGCAACAACAAACUGUGCUUCAUGGUCCGCAUCGGCGACCUGAGGAAGAGCAUGAUCAUCAGCGCCAGCGUGCGGAUGCAGGUUGUCCGGAAAACCACGACGGAGGAGGGCGAGGUGGUGCCGCUGGACCAGAUCGACAUCCACAUGGACAACCCGGUGGGCACCAACGGCAUUUUCCUGGUGUCCCCCCUCAUCAUCUGCCACGUGAUCGACAAGGACAGCCCCCUGUACGAUAUGUGCGCCUCCGACCUGCAGCACGAAGAGCUGGAGGUGGUGGUGGUGCUGGAGGGGGUGGUGGAGACCACCGGCAUCACCACGCAGGCCCGGACCUCGUACGUGGCGGAUGAGAUCCUGUGGGGCCAGCGCUUCGUGCCCACGGUGGCCGCGGAGGACGGCAUGUACGCGGUGGACUACUCCAAGUUCGGCAACACGGUGAAGGUGCCGACCCCGUGCUGCAGCGCCAAGAAGCUGGACGCGGCGGGGGGCAUCGCCCGGUUCAAGCUGAGCGAGGGCGUCACCUUGCGGCCGUCCGUGAGAAGGCGCCAGGCCUCCUCGGGGAUGCGCAGGUCCCGGAUGGACGUUUGA
This is a messenger RNA of Pleuronectes platessa (European plaice), 1158 nucleotides long. RefSeq names its product potassium inwardly rectifying channel subfamily J member 11 (gene kcnj11). Gene Ontology annotation, molecular function: ATP-activated inward rectifier potassium channel activity. Gene Ontology annotation, biological process: potassium ion import across plasma membrane; regulation of monoatomic ion transmembrane transport. NCBI's taxonomy places the organism in Eukaryota, Metazoa, Chordata, Actinopteri, Pleuronectiformes, Pleuronectidae. The transcript has a single exon. The record is from RefSeq and is a predicted model, not a curated record. Gene Ontology annotation, cellular component: plasma membrane. Bases 1 to 1158 code for a protein of 385 amino acids.